Messenger RNA from Xiphophorus maculatus (southern platyfish), 2060 nucleotides. It is a transcript of the gene ldha, whose product is annotated as L-lactate dehydrogenase A chain. NCBI's taxonomy places the organism in Eukaryota, Metazoa, Chordata, Actinopteri, Cyprinodontiformes, Poeciliidae. Gene Ontology annotation, molecular function: L-lactate dehydrogenase (NAD+) activity. Bases 117 to 1115 code for a protein of 332 amino acids. The record is from RefSeq and is a predicted model, not a curated record. Gene Ontology annotation, biological process: carboxylic acid metabolic process. The transcript is spliced from 8 exons. Gene Ontology annotation, cellular component: cytoplasm.
GGCUGCCUUUAAAUACUCACAGCCUUUCCAUAAGAGAAGCUGCACUUGUGCGGAAAGAGAGAAGGAGCCGUGACAUUCCACCUCGUGUUCUCACCUGAUUAACUUAAACCGUAAAGAUGUCCACUCAGGAAAAGCUCAUCAGCCAUGUGAUGAAGGAGGAGCCUAUUGGCUGCAGGAACAAGGUGACAGUGGUCGGAGUCGGCAUGGUGGGCAUGGCAUCCGCCAUCAGCAUACUGCUCAAGGAUCUGUGUGAUGAGCUGGCCCUGGUUGACGUAAUGGAGGACAAGUUGAAGGGUGAAGCCAUGGACCUCCAGCACGGAGCCCUCUUCCUCAAGACACACAAGAUUGUGGCCGACAAAGACUACAGUGUGACCGCCAACUCCAAGGUGGUGGUGGUGACUGCCGGGGCCCGCCAGCAGGAGGGCGAGAGCCGCCUUAAUCUGGUGCAGCGUAACGUUAACAUUUUUAAAUUCAUCAUCCCCAACAUUGUGAAAUACAGCCCCAACUGCAUCCUGCUGGUGGUCUCAAACCCAGUCGACAUCCUGACCUACGUGGCAUGGAAACUGAGUGGUUUCCCACGUCACCGUGUCAUUGGCUCUGGCACUAACCUGGACAGCGCCCGAUUCCGCCACCUCAUGGGAGAGAAGUUCCACCUCCACCCUGCAAGCUGCCACGGCUGGAUUAUCGGAGAGCAUGGAGAUUCCAGUGUGGCUGUGUGGAGUGGUGUGAAUAUUGCUGGAGUUUCUCUGCAAAGUCUCAACCCAAAGAUGGGUGCAGAUGGUGACAGCGAGAACUGGAAGGACGUGCAUAAGAAGGUGGUUGAUGGAGCCUAUGAGGUCAUCAAGCUGAAGGGCUACACCUCCUGGGCUAUUGGCAUGUCUGUGGCUGAUUUAGUGGAGAGCAUUAUGAAGAACCUGCACAAAGUUCACCCUGUGUCCACACUUGUCCAGGGAAUGCAUGGUGUGAAGGAUGAGGUUUUCCUGAGCAUCCCGUGUGUUCUGGGUAACAGUGGCCUGACCGAUGUCAUUCACAUGACGCUGAAACCUGAGGAGGAGACGCAGCUGGUGAAGAGCGCCGAGACCCUUUGGGGUGUGCAGAAGGAGCUCACUCUGUGAAGAGCUCUCCUUUAAAACCUUAAACACUCCUGAAAAAUCCCAGCAAAUACGCUGCGGUUGAUCCCCUCCUAUCUUACCUCUCAUAUCUUUCCCAGAGCAACAAGACUUCUGAGUAUAAUAAAAGUCAAAGUGUCUAAAGCUAUGCCAUUCAAAGAUAGGUGUAACACUUAUAUGCUCGCACACUGAUAUCAUUUUGCUUUUCCAACCCCCCCACCUGUCCUCGUCCAUCUGUGGCCAAGAAACGUUUACCCCCUGUAUUUAAGGUCAAUCUGUUUUGAGUAGAGUGGAUAUCUGUUUACUACUCUCUACUAAAAGAACUUCAGACCGUUGCAUUUUAGUUGGAUGUAAUUUGUGUACUGUUGGUUGCUGUUUUUUGCUGCGUUCUCUGUGCACUGUAUUUGUUAAUUCUGUGGUUGUAACUAGUCAAUUUUUCCACUUGGUAAUCUCUGUUUUUUAAGCAUAACAGAGACAUUCCAUUCUCUAUAAGGAGUGACCAUUACCAACUUACAGUCAUGACAACACUGCCCCAUAUUAUCACUGGGCCAAAAUCCUGUGAUACCAAAGUACCUUUAUUAUUUCAAAAACCGCAGUCCACUGAAGCAAACCUAACCACAAGUGCACUGAGAUGUAGGUGAGAUUACUGGUGGAACAGAGCUAAUUUACCCAGAGAGCCAGUGGAGACUAGUCAACCAGCAUAUUUACUUUUAGAUUAGGUUAAAAAAAAAAAGAGCUACAGUUCUGAGACCGUUUGCCCACAGAAAUGCCCAGAGGUUUUAUAUUCAACUCCAAAUAUAGAUUAUAUUAUUACCUAAGGCUAUAAUACAGAAAAUAAUUAAAUGCUGCUGCGUUCAGAUAUACUGUAUCACUUGAAGAGGAACUGUUUCUGUCAUGGCAGCUGGAUAUUUUUAUUUGCUGUAACAUCAAGUAAACCUGCCAGAAUAGUAA